Messenger RNA from Pistacia vera, 1608 nucleotides. RefSeq lists its product as uncharacterized. The transcript is spliced from 9 exons. NCBI's taxonomy places the organism in Eukaryota, Viridiplantae, Streptophyta, Magnoliopsida, Sapindales, Anacardiaceae. The record is from RefSeq and is a predicted model, not a curated record. The coding region runs from base 151 to 1344 and encodes 397 amino acids.
GAAACUCUUCUUUCUUCUCGAACAUAAAAACCUCAAAAAGGCAAAAACCCUGAACAGAAUUAAAAAAUAAAAAACAAAAGCAAAACCUCACAAACAAAAACCCUAUAAAUAAAAUCCAUUAAACAAUAAUCAACAAUCCCUCUUCUUUCAAUGGAGUCGCUUUCCACUUCACUCCUCAACACUCCUUUACCUUCUUCUUCUUCUUCCACUUAUUCCUUCAACUUAACAUCCAAUAAGCGAAUUGGGUCUCUUAAAUUCUCUGACAGUAGCUCUAAUUUUGGCGGUGUUGGGCUCCGUAUUCAUGCCUUGGCGCGUCAAGUUUCCAGUGAAAGUGAAGAUGAGAAACCUUUGAAUAAAGGGUUUGGCCUAGUUUCUGGCGAUAGCCUCUCUUUACCUCAGGGUAAUUCAGAUCAUGUUCAAAGUAAUGAAAAGGAUGCAGAUAAAAUAAUAAAGUUGGAGGCCCCUCUUCUGUCUCCACCUCGUGGAAGUGGAAGUGGAAGUGGAACAGGAACAGGAACUGGUGGGGGAACAAGAGCUGGACUUUUUAGAACCCCAAUAUCUGGUGGAGUGCAGAGUGCAACCUCAGCUCAUGGUUUACCUCGACCAGCCUUAGCAGUUCGCAAUCUGAUGGAGCAGGCCAGAUUUGCUCAUCUUUGCACUGUAAUGUCUCGGAUGCACCACAGGCGAGAAGGUUAUCCAUUUGGGUCCCUUGUAGAUUUUGCACCUGAUUCUAGUGGGCAUCCAAUAUUUUCAUUUUCACCACUGGCCAUCCAUACACGGAAUUUGUUAGCUGACCCCAGGUGCACACUUGUUGUGCAGAUACCGGGUUGGAGUGGCUUAUCAAAUGCCAGAGUAACAAUAUUUGGAGAUGUCUUCCCACUUCCAGAGCAUCAACAGGAGUGGGCCCAUAAACAAUACAUCUCAAAACAUCAACAAGGGCCUUCCCAACAGUGGGGGAAUUUCUACUACUUUCGGAUGCAAAACAUAAGUGACAUAUACUUCAUUGGAGGCUUUGGCACUGUUGCCUGGGUCGAUGUCAAGGAAUAUGAAGCCCUCAAGCCUGAUAAAAUUGCUGUUGAUGGAGGCGAGCAAAAUCUGAAGGAACUCAACGCAAUAUUCUCAAAGCCGCUCAGAGAGCUGUUAUCCAUGGAGACUGAGGUAGAUGAUGCUGCCCUCAUAUCAAUAGACAGCAAAGGAACUGAUAUUCGUGUCCGUCAAGGUGCACAGUUCAAUAUACAGAGGUUGUCUUUCGAAGAAGGUCAUAGAGUUGAAACAUUGGAGGAAGCCAAGGCUGCCCUUUGGAAACUAAUUAAAAAGGGUCCGGUACAUAACUUGCAUACAUAAAAGUUGGAUUGCUCAUAAUGCAUCGUUGAGCAUCGGUUUCCUACCUUCCUGAGAAGCAUAAAGUAAGGUGAGUUACCAGAAUCUGUAACCUUAGACAUUUGAGAAGUCACUAAUCUUUUUUUUCCUUUCUUUUUUUGUUGUGGGUUCUCUUGUCAUUUGAUAACUUAUAAUUUUAGGCUUUAUAGCUAUAGAAACUUCUGUAUUAAAAAAUAAACAAGGCAAUGCCAGCCCCUCCCUAAUUCUAUCCUUUUUUUUGGGUGAUAA